Tupaia belangeri chinensis (Chinese tree shrew) is the source of this 957-nucleotide messenger RNA. Its product is annotated as olfactory receptor 4K2. The record is from RefSeq and is a predicted model, not a curated record. Gene Ontology annotation, molecular function: olfactory receptor activity; G protein-coupled receptor activity. The coding region runs from base 1 to 957 and encodes 318 amino acids. Gene Ontology annotation, biological process: G protein-coupled receptor signaling pathway. Gene Ontology annotation, cellular component: membrane. Lineage: Eukaryota; Metazoa; Chordata; Mammalia; Scandentia; Tupaiidae. The transcript has a single exon.
AUGGAGAUAGCCAAUAAGUCUACUGUGUCUGAAUUUGUUUUGCUGGGGCUCUCUAACUCCUGGGAACUACAGAUGUUUUUCUUUAUGGUAUUUUCACUGUUUUAUGUGGCAACAAUGGUGGGAAAUAGCCUCAUAGUCAUCACGGUGAUAGCUGAUGCUCACCUGCACUCGCCUAUGUAUUUCUUGCUUGCCAACCUUUCCAUCAUUGAUAUGUCUCUUGCCUCCUUUGCCACCCCCAAGAUGAUUACAGACUACCUAACUGGUCACAAAACCAUCUCUUUUGAUGGCUGCAUCACUCAGAUAUUCUUUCUACACCUUUUCACUGGUGCUGAAAUUAUUUUACUCAUGGCCAUGUCCUUUGACAGGUAUAUUGCAAUAUGUAAGCCCCUGCACUAUGCUUCCAUCAUCAGCCCCUGGGUGUGUGUUGCUCUUGUUGUAGCUUCCUGGGUUGUGGGAAUCAUGCAUUCAAUGAGUCAGGUCAUCUUUGCCCUCACAUUACCGUUCUGUGGUCCCAACCAGGUAGACAGUUUUUUCUGUGACCUUCCUGUGGUAUUUCAGCUGGCUUGCGUGGAUACUUAUGUUCUAGGUCUUUUUAUGAUCUCGACAAGUGGCAUAAUUGCUUUAUUCUGCUUUAUUCUUUUAUUCAAUUCAUAUGUUAUUGUCCUGGUCACCAUCAAGCAUUAUUCUUCCCAGGGUGGAUCUUCUAAGGCCCUUUCUACCUGUACAGCUCAUUUCAUUGUGGUCUUCAUGUUCUUUGGGCCCUGCAUCUUCAUCUACAUGUGGCCACAAAGCAGUUUCCUGAUAGAGAAGAUCCUGUCUGUGUUUUAUACCAUCUUUACUCCCAUUCUGAACCCAGUAAUCUAUACCUUGAGAAAUCAAGAAGUAAAGACAGCCAUGAGGAAACUGAAGAAUAGGUUUCUAAAUUCCAGGAAGACAAUUCCUUCUCAUUAUUUUUAA